UGUUGCAGGUGGUGAUCAUAGCGAUGUAUUCCUUCUACUUCUUCGCGGUGCUGGGCGAGCAGAUCCUGAGCCCCGAGCUGGGAUAUAUCGGUCAUACCAUUGACGUCUGUAUCCCGGUCUUUGCCUUUCUCCAGCUCCUGUUCUAUAUCGGCUGGAUUAAAGUAGCCGAAGCGCUCCUUAAUCCGUUCGGGGCAGAUGAUCAUGACUUCGAACUGGUGCAACUGUUGAAGAGGCACAUUGAGAUGUCCCGCUUGCUGUCAGAGCCGGGCCCGAGCCAGCUCCCGGAGACCGUGCGAGAUUGUGAAACAACCCAUCCGGCCAACUUUGUUAACUACGCAGAUAUUGAUGAAACUCGGUCCGGAAACUCCGAUGAUUUGUAACUCUAGUGUAGAGCCUCGGUACCAGGGACGGUAACUCUAGCACGGAGCCUCAGUCGCUGUGGCAGAAACUAUAGUUUAGAGCUUCUAGCCCAUAUGUAGGACUCUGGGAUGGAGCCUCAGUCUUAGUGGUAGCUGUUUUGUGUUAUAGAGACUACUAGGUGGAAUACCUCGGGUGCCAGGAUCAUCCUUGGCACCCCUGCUCUGUCUGUGUCUGUGUGUUUUCUCGUAUGUCUUCCUGUUUCUGUCUGCCUCUGACUGACUGUCUGCCUCUGACUGACU
Procambarus clarkii (red swamp crayfish) is the source of this 659-nucleotide messenger RNA. Lineage: Eukaryota; Metazoa; Arthropoda; Malacostraca; Decapoda; Cambaridae. The record is from RefSeq and is a predicted model, not a curated record.